Molecule: messenger RNA, 2598 nt
Organism: Lottia gigantea (owl limpet)
Lineage: Eukaryota; Metazoa; Mollusca; Gastropoda; Lottiidae
Exons: 17
Coding region: 1-2598 (865 amino acids)
Cellular component (GO): cytoplasm; mitochondrion; mitochondrial matrix
Molecular function (GO): oxidoreductase activity; protein binding
Source: RefSeq, a predicted model, not a curated record
AUGAAAAUUCAUAACGCAAAUAAUUGGAUAUCAAAUUCACGUAGGACGCUAUCAGGCAGUUUAAACAAUCUAACCUCUCGGUACCAUUAUUCCAGCCAAUCAAACAACACUUUAAAACCGGAAGUGCCUCAAUUGCCGAAGUCAGCACGGGUUGUGAUUGGUGGCGGGGGUAUUAUUGGACCCAGUAUAGCAUAUCAUUUAUCAGAACGAGGCUGGAACGACAUUGUGUUACUAGAACAGGGGAGAUUAACAUGUGGUACGACAUGGCACUCGGUUGGUUUAUGUGGACAACUUCGCAGUGAUCUAACAGAAAUGAAGAUAACAUGUUAUGGUAGAGAUUUAUAUAAAAAAUUUGAAGAGGAAGGCCAUGGGGUCGGUUGGAAGGACAGUGGUAGUAUCAGUUUAGCUAGAACUAAAGAUAGAAUGACAGAUUUUCAGAGGAAGCAUGCUAUAACCAAGGCCAGUGGGUUCGAAACUCAUUUAUUGACGUCGAGAGAAAUUCAAGAAAAAUGUCCUGUGAUCAGAACAGAUGAUUUACAGGGAGGUAUUUGGAUGCCGACUGAUGGAGCAGUUACAGCCCCUGAUGUUGCUAUGGUUUUCUCUAAGCUAGCAAAGAAAAAUGGUAAGUCUUUAUUUAUGGAAGGUGUAAAAGUGGAGAAGAUUUUAACUAAAAAUGAUCGAGUGACAGGAGUAGAAACUUCAGAUGGCAAUAUUGAUUGUGAAUAUUUUGUUAACUGUGGCGGGUUGUGGGCGAGAGAGAUGGGAAUAAAGAGCACGCCCAAUGUAUCCUUGCCCCUACACUCCUGUGAACAUUUUUACGUCGUCACGAAACCAUUGAAAGAGGUGGAGAGGUUGAUGCCGGUUAUCAGAGACUACGAUGGUAAUAUUUUUAUACGAGAAUGGAACGGUGGAUUGUGUAUUGGGGGAUUCGAACCCAAUUCCAAACCUUGUUUCCAUACCGGUGUUCCUGAUAAAUUUGAGUUUCAACUCUUACCAGAAGAUUGGGAUCAUUUUCAGGUACUAAUGGAUGAAUGUCUACACCGUUUACCGAUCAUGCAGAAAGCUGAAAUUCGACAACUUGUGAACGGUCCGGAAAGUUUUACGCCUGAUUCUAAUUGGUUGCUAGGGGAAACACCAGAGAUUAGUAAUUAUUACGUGGCUGCUGGAAUGAAUUCAAGGGGAAUAAUCAGUAGUGGUGGUAUAGGUAAAUAUAUGGCUGAGUGGAUUAUUGAUGGUAGACCCAGUAUAAAUCUCUGGAAAUACGAUGUCCGUAGAUUCACCAAACAGCAUAAUAAUAACAGCUUCUUAAAGGACAGGGUUAGUGAAGUUUUAGGGAAACAGUACAGUUUGAGUUUCCCUCAAGCAGAACAAUCUACUGGUAGAAAACUGCAGACCACGCCAUUACAUGAUGUCUUACAGAGCUCGGGGGCUGUUUUUGGUCAGACCAUGGCAUGUGAACAACCCCUGUGGUUUGAUAGCAGUCGUGAUAAAUCAGAAUUGUAUAUUCAUAAAGGAUCAUUUGGUAAACCAGUGUGGUUUGAUUCAGUACAACAUGAAUACAGGGUUUGUAAAGAUGCUGUAGGACUGGUUGAUAUAUCAGCUCAAACCAAACUAGAAAUUAGGUCUGCUGGAAACGAAGCUCUGGAAUAUCUUCAGUAUCUAUGUAGUAAUGACGUCAAUGUUGGACAAGGCAAUGUCGUCUGCACCACACUCCUCAACCAAAAUGGUGGAAUCGAAAAUCAGGCAUCUGUUGUGGUGUGUGACCAAAACAGAUAUUUCCUCACAUGUCCUGCAACUCAACAGACACGAGCAUUGUCAUGGUUACGAAGACAUUUACCAGCUGGCGGUUCGGUUCAAGUCAGUGACGUCACUUCCGUGUAUUCUGGUAUUAAAAUGAUUGGUCCACACGCUCAGUCUUUACUCUCGAUGGUCGCUGAUAUUUCUACGUCACAGUCUCAUUUCCAGCAACAUACUUCCAUGGUAGUCAAUAUGGAAGGUAUACAGAAUGUACGAAUAGUUAGAUUGAAACAUGGUCUAGCAGAUUGUUUUAUUCUUUAUACACCUGUACAGCAUUCACUCAAAAUAUAUAAUCUAUUAAUGGAGGCAGGACAAAGUCUGCAUAUACAGAACGUCGGCCAUCUUGUAUUACGUCACUUAGCAAUAGAACAAGGUCAAGGACAGUGGGGAAGUGAAUUUAACUCACAUUCUUCACCGUUAGAAUGUGGUCUUUCACAUCAGGUGGAUCUCAAUAAGGAUGAUUUCAUAGGAAAGGAGUCUGUGAUGGAACUUGAACAGAAAGGAGUCCAAGAGAGUUUAGUUCAAUUUUCAUUAGAGAGCUUCGAUAUUCAGAAAGACUCGUGGCCGUGGGGUGGAGAGCCAUUAUUCAGGCAGGGCGAAUUUGUUGGGAAAACCUCGAGUUGUGCUUAUGGAUUCAGCUCAGAGAAAAUGGGAUGUUUAGGGUUUAUCAUUAACAAGGAACACGGACUGGGUAUGCAAGACUUUGUAAAUGAUUUAAACGUAUCGUAUGAAAUAGAUAUCGCAGGUCGGAGAUACCAAGCUGUUGUUGUAAAUAGAUGUACAACGGGAACACCGAAGUGA